GGGACAGCCCCCAUCGGCGGUCUUGUGUCUCUCUCCGCUCGCCUUCUCCAGUAGGAGUGCAGGGGAGGAGAGAGCCGCCGCCAAUGCCCAGCCCGCACUCAGCUGCAGCAGCCUGAUCCGGCGAGCUGCCCGGGAUUACCAGGCUUGCACAGCCCAGCUGCCCGCCGCCCGUCACCUCCGCUCCCCGCCGCCCGCAGACAUGCUGGACCCGUCUUCCAGCGAGGAGGAAUCGGAUGAGAUCGUUGAGGAGGAAUGCAAGGAGGUGCUGGCCCCCAGCACAGGGGCCCGGCUCUCCCCCAGCCGGACCAGCGAGAGCUCCGGGGGGCUGCAGCCCAGCAGCAGGAGCAGCAGUGUCCGGCCCUCCAGCCCCAGCCCGUCCGUGGUCAGUGAGAAGGAGAAGGAAGAGCUGGAGAAGCUGCAGAAGGAGGAAGAGGAGAGGAAGAGGAAGCUGCAGCUCUAUGUGUUUGUCAUGAGGUGCAUCGCCUACCCCUUCAAUGCCAAGCAGCCCACCGACAUGGCCCGGAGGCAGCAGAAGAUCAGUAAACAACAGCUACAGACUGUGAAAGACCGUUUCCAAGCAUUCUUCAAUGGAGAGACACAGAUUGUGGCGGAUGAAGCGUUCAUGAAUGCUGUGCAGAGUUACUAUGAGGUUUUCCUGAAGAGCGACCGUGUGGCAAGGAUGGUUCAGAGCGGAGGCUGCUCUGCCAAUGACUCUCGGGAGGUUUUCAAAAAGCACAUAGAAAAGAGGGUGAGGAGCCUCCCUGAAAUCGACGGCCUCAGCAAGGAGACUGUCCUGAGCUCCUGGAUCGCUAAAUUUGAUGCCAUCUACCGGGGAGAAGAAGAUCCCCGCAAGCAACAAGCCAGGAUGACGGCAAGUGCAGCCUCGGAGCUCAUUCUCAGCAAGGAGCAACUGUACGAAAUGUUCCAACAGAUCCUGGGGAUUAAGAAGUUUGAGCACCAACUGCUGUACAAUGCUUGCCAGCUCGAUAAUCCAGAUGAACAAGCCGCCCAGAUAAGACGUGAGCUAGAUGGUCGUCUUCAAAUGGCAGAUCAAAUUGCGCGGGAACGUAAGUUUCCAAAAUUCGUCUCGAAGGAAAUGGAAAAUAUGUACAUUGAAGAGCUGAAGUCUUCAGUCAACCUGCUAAUGGCGAAUUUGGAGAGCAUGCCGGUGUCUAAGGGCGGCUCCGAAUUUAAGCUUCAAAAGCUGAAACGCAGCCACAACACAUCAAUCAUAGACAUGGGGGAAGAGAAUGAAAACCAGCUCUCCAAAUCCGACGUUGUCCUGUCGUUCAGUUUAGAGGUUGUAAUAAUGGAAGUCCAAGGAUUGAAAUCACUGGCUCCGAACCGCAUUGUGUAUUGUACGAUGGAGGUGGAAGGAGGGGAGAAGCUACAGACAGACCAGGCAGAAGCGUCUAAACCAACUUGGGGGACGCAAGGGGACUUCAGUACAACGCAUGCACUGCCCGCUGUUAAGGUCAAACUGUUUACCGAGAGCACCGGAGUGUUGGCUUUGGAGGAUAAAGAACUCGGAAGGGUCGUCCUACACCCGACCCCCAACAGCCCCAAACAGUCAGAAUUUCAUAAAAUGACAGUGUCGAAAAACUGCCCCGACCAUGAUUUGAAAAUCAAACUAGCUGUCCGAAUGGAUAAACCACAGAACAUGAAGCAUUGUGGGUACUUAUGGGCGAUCGGUAAGAACGUGUGGAAGAGGUGGAAAAAGCGUUUCUUCGUCUUGGUGCAGGUCAGCCAGUACACAUUCGCUAUGUGCAGUUAUCGAGAGAAAAAAGCAGAACCACAGGAACUCCUGCAACUUGAUGGGUACACUGUGGAUUACACAGAUCCACAGCCAGGCUUGGAAGGUGGAAGAUCCUUCUUCAAUGCAGUCAAAGAAGGUGACACCGUGAUCUUUGCAAGUGACGACGAACAAGAUAGAAUUUUGUGGGUCCAAGCGAUGUAUCGCGCCACCGGUCAAUCUCACAAACCUGUACCACCCACUCAGGUUCAAAAGCUCAACGCUAAGGGAGGAAAUGUGCCGCAACUUGACGCGCCAAUAUCCCAAUUUUAUGCCGACAGAGCUCAAAAACAUGGCAUGGAUGAAUUUAUCUCUUCAAACCCAUGUAACUUUGACCACGCCACCCUAUUUGAGAUGGUUCAGCGUCUCACCUUGGACCACAGACUCAAUGACUCGUACUCUUGCUUGGGUUGGUUCAGUCCUGGUCAGGUGUUCGUCCUUGAUGAAUAUUGUGCCCGUUACGGAGUGAGAGGUUGUCACCGGCACCUGUGUUACCUUAGUGAUUUACUGGAGAGGGCAGAGAACGGAGCCAUGAUUGACCCAACCUUGCUCCAUUAUAGUUUUGCCUUCUGUGCAUCACAUGUACACGGAAACAGGCCUGAUGGCAUCGGAACAGUUACAGUUGAAGAAAAAGAGCGAUUUGAAGAGAUCAAAGAACGGCUGCGUUUACUUCUGGAAAAUCAGAUCACACAUUUUAGGUAUUGUUUUCCAUUUGGUCGACCAGAGGGAGCAUUAAAAGCAACUUUAUCCUUAUUGGAGAGGGUUUUAAUGAAAGAUAUAGUUACUCCUGUUCCACAAGAAGAUGUGAAAACUGUUAUCCGGAAAUGUUUGGAGCAAGCCGCUUUAGUCAACUACACCAGAUUAUCCGAAUAUGCCAAAAUUGAAGGGAAAAAGAGAGAAAUGUAUGAACACCCUGUCUUCUGCUUGGCCUCCCAAGUGAUGGAUUUAACCAUUCAGAAUCAAAAGGAUGCAGAAAACGUAGGUCGAUUAGUAACCCCUGCCAAAAAGCUAGAAGACACAAUACGACUUGCAGAGCUUGUCAUUGAAGUACUCCAGCAAAAUGAGGAACAUCACGCAGAGGCCUUUGCUUGGUGGUCAGACUUAAUGGUAGAACACGCAGAAACAUUCCUCUCACUGUUUGCGGUGGACAUGGACGCAGCGUUGGAAGUGCAGCCGCCAGAUACGUGGGACAGUUUUCCAUUGUUUCAGCUGAUAAAUGAUUUCCUCCGCAGUGACUAUAAUUUAUGCAAUGGAAAAUUCCACAAACAUCUCCAAGACCUGUUUGCUCCACUUGUUGUCAGAUAUGUCGACCUCAUGGAGUCUUCAAUUGCACAAUCAAUUCACAGGGGCUUUGAGCGUGAAUCAUGGGAGCCAGUAAAGAGUUUAACAAGUAAUCUGCCCAAUGUGAAUCUUCCAAAUGUGAAUCUCCCUAAAGUACCUGUAGCCCUACCAGUUAACCUCCCACAAAUGCCUAGCUUUUCUGCACCGUCAUGGAUGGCUGCAAUAUAUGAUUCUGAUAAUGGAUCAGCCACUUCGGAGGAUUUGUUCUGGAAACUCGAUGCCCUACAAACCUUUAUUAGAGAUCUCCACUGGCCGGAAGAAGAAUUCGGGAAGCACCUUGAGCAGCGCCUUAAGCUAAUGGCUAGUGAUAUGAUCGAGUCUUGUGUAAAAAGAACUAGAAUUGCUUUUGAGGUGAAGUUGCAGAAAACCAGCCGAUCGACGGACUUCCGGGUGCCUCAGUCCAUCUGCACCAUGUUUAAUGUAAUGGUUGAUGCGAAAGCACAGUCAAUGAAGCUCUGCAGUAUGGAAAUGGGACAAGAGCACCAGUACCAUUCAAAAAUUGAUGAGCUAAUUGAAGAAACAGUCAAAGAAAUGAUAACACUUUUAGUUGCAAAGUUUGUGACUAUUCUAGAGGGAGUACUGUCCAAACUCUCGAGAUAUGAUGAAGGAACCUUAUUUUCCUCUUUCCUAUCAUUUACUGUCAAGGCAGCUUCCAAGUAUGUGGAUGUUCCAAAACCAGGAAUGGACGUCGCUGAUGCCUAUGUCACAUUUGUGCGUCACUCUCAGGAUGUCCUUCGUGAUAAGGUCAAUGAGGAGAUAUAUAUAGAAAGGUUAUUUGAUAAAAGGCUGGAUGAUAAUAGUUCUGUCAUGUGCCUGAGAAUUUUUGAGGGUUUCAUUAAUGUGAUGUAG
Pseudophryne corroboree (corroboree frog) is the source of this 3982-nucleotide messenger RNA. RefSeq names its product calcium dependent secretion activator (gene CADPS). Bases 200 to 3982 code for a protein of 1260 amino acids. The transcript is spliced from 30 exons. The record is from RefSeq and is a predicted model, not a curated record. Gene Ontology annotation, cellular component: glutamatergic synapse. Gene Ontology annotation, biological process: positive regulation of exocytosis; dense core granule exocytosis; synaptic vesicle exocytosis. Lineage: Eukaryota; Metazoa; Chordata; Amphibia; Anura; Myobatrachidae.